Aspergillus homomorphus CBS 101889 is the source of this 900-nucleotide messenger RNA. RefSeq names its product arginase family protein. Lineage: Eukaryota; Fungi; Ascomycota; Eurotiomycetes; Eurotiales; Aspergillaceae. The record is from RefSeq and is a predicted model, not a curated record. Bases 1 to 900 code for a protein of 299 amino acids. Gene Ontology annotation, molecular function: arginase activity; manganese ion binding. The transcript is spliced from 2 exons. Gene Ontology annotation, cellular component: cytoplasm; nucleus; cytosol.
AUGGCUGAGAAGGCUAUUCGUAUCAUCUUUUCACCGUAUCACGUCGGUUUACGCGACCAUCGGGUCGGCAACGGUCCCCAUCGCAUCCGGUCCACCGGCCUCGUGCAAGACCUACAGAGCUUGGGUGUCUCCAUCGAAUUUGUGGAGAUUGAGCCAGUGGACGACUAUGAAGGCGAAAUCGGGCGCAGUUUCGAGGUCAUGCGGCGCAUCUCUAAAGCCGUCAGCGAAGCGGUCGCGAAGAAAAGCUUCCCUUUGAUCCUGUCCGGGAACUGCAUGGCCAGUGCAGCGGUAGCCUGCGGGCUCAGGCUGCAGACCCAAGACCUGGCGUUUAUCUACUUCGACGCCCACGAUGAUCUGGACUCCCCGGACGUCAACGAGAACGGAUACCUCGAUGCCAUGGGCUUGUCCAUGCUGCGCGGCGAAAGCUGGAAGACGCUGAUGAGAUCGGUGCCUGGAUUCGAGCCGUUCGAUCUCAGCCGCUUCCUGUACUGUGGCCUGCGGGACCAGUCAAGUGUGCAGAGGCAACGUGUCAUCGACGCUGGCAUGCAUACUAUCUGGGGCGACACCGAGAAGCAUGUCGACUUCGCGGCGGAGCUCAAGACCGAACUGGAGCGGAGGUCGUACAAUCCUGCUUUGGUUCAUUUGGACCUCGACGUCCUGGACGAUUCAUAUGGGAAAGUCAAUGAUUACCCAUCGCCUGGCGGCUUGUUCGAGUCCGACUUGAUCUCCUGCAUGGAGAUGGUUCCUCGCUUGGCUACGCCGAAGUCGCUGACCGUGUGCUCCUUCGACCCGGAUGCUGGCGACGGGGUUAAAAUCGCCAGGAUCGCAGUGCGCGCUAUUACAACCUUUGUUAAAUCGCUACUGAGUGAAGGCGCGUUGUCUCAAUGCUUGGAGGCGUAA